CGCAAGAAAAAAAAUCCUUGUUUAUUGUUCAAUAUUAUAAACUCUCUACACAUACACACACACAUAUUUAUGGAACAACGAGGUCGUGGUAGCGGUGCAGGUGAGCAAGGAAAGUACCGGGGAGUUCGAAGACGGCCUUGGGGAAAAUACGCGGCGGAGAUACGCGAUUCGAGGAAGCAUGGUGAACGUGUAUGGCUCGGAACGUUUGAUACUGCGGAGGAAGCAGCUAGAGCCUAUGAUCAAGCAGCCUACUCCAUGAGAGGCCAAGCCGCGAUUCUAAAUUUCCCUCAUGAGUAUAACAUGGGUAGUGGUGGUUCGGCCACGGUGGCUGGAUCUUCGUCCUCCUCCGCUUCUUCUUCUAGGCAAGUUUUUGAAUUUGAGUAUUUGGAUGACAGUGUUUUGGAGGAACUUCUCGAGGAUCGAGAGAAUCCCAACAAGAACAACAUUAACAAGGGAAAGAAGAAGUGACAGUGAAAUGUUAUUGUUCAUCACUUAUCACAAAAUCAACAAAGUUUAUGAGAUAAUUAGUAUAUACAAAUAAACUACAUGCAAUGAUCAUAUGACCAUGUUUGGAGCAU
This is a messenger RNA of Brassica oleracea var. oleracea, 578 nucleotides long. Its product is annotated as ethylene-responsive transcription factor ERF096-like. NCBI's taxonomy places the organism in Eukaryota, Viridiplantae, Streptophyta, Magnoliopsida, Brassicales, Brassicaceae. The record is from RefSeq and is a predicted model, not a curated record. The transcript has a single exon. Gene Ontology annotation, molecular function: DNA-binding transcription factor activity; DNA binding. Gene Ontology annotation, biological process: ethylene-activated signaling pathway; regulation of DNA-templated transcription. The coding region runs from base 70 to 468 and encodes 132 amino acids.